AUGGAAGAACAUAGAAAACCUCAGUUUCCACCACAAACUCAACCUCACCAACCAGGGAAAGAAUAUGUCAUGCGGCCACUUCCUCAAUCCAUAAACCCUGAGUACAAGCCUUCCGACAAACUUGAAGGAAAGGUAGCUCUGGUGACAGGAGGAGAUUCGGGUAUAGGAAGAUCUGUAUGCUACCAUUUUGCAUUAGAAGGUGCAACUGUGGCCUUUACAUAUGUACAAGGCAUUGAGGACAGAGACAAGGAUGACACACUAAUGAUGCUAGCGAAGGCUAAGUCAUGCGAUGCAAAAGAUCCAAUUGCCAUAGCUACUGAUGUUACGUCAGAAGAAAAUUGCAAGAGGGUUGUCGAUCAAGUUGUGAGUAAAUAUGGGCGGAUUGAUAUUCUGGUGAAUAACGCUGCCGUGCAGCAUUAUACCAAUUCGAUGGAAGAGAUUACCGAGGCUUGGCUUGAGAAGCUGUUUAGAACCAACAUAUUUGCUUAUUUCUUCAUGACCAAGUAA
Dovyalis caffra is the source of this 507-nucleotide messenger RNA. The record is from the annotation of a GenBank genome assembly. NCBI's taxonomy places the organism in Eukaryota, Viridiplantae, Streptophyta, Magnoliopsida, Malpighiales, Salicaceae.